UAUUCUGGAUGGUUAAAAAUUACGAAACUAUAUGCGAUAAAAUGAUAUCAUUCAUUCAUUCAAACGUAACGUUCUAAAUUUUCAACCUGUGAUAAAAAAAUCUCUAAGAGGAUGAUGACGAUGAUCGAAGUUUCUGAAACAGUACACUUUAUUUUUCAACCUUUGGGAUUUGCUCUGUUUAAUCUCCAAAUAUAGAUGAAAAUAGCUUCUAGUACUUCUAUAUUUGGAAGCGGCAACAGUAACGGUCUAAUUACCAUGUAAUGGACAUUUAUAUAAAUAUAACCCAGUAACACCUUCACGUGUUCCAAUUUGUUCCAUAAGCCUCAAGACUCAACAAAAUCAGUUAAUAAUUAAAAAAAACAUUGCCCUCGUUCAGUCUAAAUGGGGAGAAACCAAGGCUGGUGCUUGUUUGUGGCGGCGGCUGUGGUCGCAGCAUUGUUACCAGCACCAACCAUGGCGGGUCGUCUAGAGCUAAAGAACGAAAUCUCGGGGGUGACUGGUGUCCGGAAAUUGAAGCUGGCCGUGCGGUGCUGGUCGAACGAGGACGCCCUAGGGUGGGAUACGCUAAAGCCAAUGCAAUCACGGGUAUGGAAGUUCACGACAAUGAACAUGUGGCCUUUCCAGAAAACCGAGUUCCGGUGCCAGUUUCGUAGCGGGUUUGGAACAACGAGCCAAGACGUUGUGACAGUGUUCUCUGUCCAGAGCGGGUUCAGGAAAGAAUGUGGAGACGGAGGCGACGAGUGCAUUUGGGUGGCGAAGAGAGAUGGUUUCUAUCAGAGAAGGAUCGUAAGGAAUGAUAAUGGUCGUAAGAGCUUUGUUGAUAUACUCAAAAGCAAAUGGGUUUGGAAAUGGUGAUUAAUUCAAUACUUCUAUACGAUUUUUAAUCAAAAACAUUCAUUAUACGGGUUAAAUCCACGUGAUAACAUAGUUAUAGCAUGGCUAUAACCACUAAACUACAUGUUUAGAUCUUACCAAUCAAUAUUUUUAUUCAUUUUCUUACCUCUUUUUGUUAGACUAGGACGUUAGUUUAUUGACACAGAUAUACAUAUGGUUAUAUAGAUACACACACAUAAGUAUACAUGAAAAUUUACGAUACUAAAGAGAAAGCCGUAAAUAUUUCAUUAUUUCUUAUAUUACAA
Messenger RNA from Brassica napus (rape), 1139 nucleotides. RefSeq names its product S-protein homolog 13. The record is from RefSeq and is a predicted model, not a curated record. Bases 382 to 855 code for a protein of 157 amino acids. Lineage: Eukaryota; Viridiplantae; Streptophyta; Magnoliopsida; Brassicales; Brassicaceae. The transcript has a single exon.